CCAAAACCAUAUACUUUGGAACCAAAGCUUAAGAGAGAGAGAAUAAUAAGUCUUUUUUUUUAAUUUAUUUGUUUGUUUUAUUUCCACUCCUUCUUCUUCUUCUUAUUCUUUGUCCUUGCCUUUCAUUCAUUCAUUCAUCACUUUGUGUGACUUUGUUCUCAUUCCUUUUCUCUUUCAACUUUCAAGUCAAAAGGGCAAAGAAUUUCAAGGGUCAAUCUCUUCUUGUAGCUGUUGAGAAUUAGGGUAACUUAUAAUAAUUUGAUUGAAUAAGGAAAAGUUUUUCCUUUUUCUGGUAAUUAUGCAUGUCUGGCCCUGUGGCCACAGUUGAUAAUUUGGAUGGAGCAGUUAUCUCUGCAGAGAGAACAAAGUCUCUUGAUGCCAUUUCCGAGGUAGACGUGUCGUCCUUAUUGAGAAACGGCGAAAGCAGUGGUCAUUCAUCUGAGAUAGUUGGGUUUAGAGUUGGGGAACUCUUGCUUCCUAAUGGAGAGUCAUAUUCCGGGUCCCUUCUCGGCAACAUGCCGGAGGGUAGGGGUAAGUAUGUAUGGUCAGAUGGAUGUGUAUAUGAUGGUGAGUGGAGAAGGGGGAUGAGGAAUGGAAAUGGAAGGUUACAAUGGCCUUCUGGCACGGUUUAUGAGGGCGAAUUCUCCGGUGGCUAUAUCCAUGGUACAGGAACAUAUAUUGGUUCGGAUAGUCUUACCUACAAAGGGCGGUGGCGAUUGAAUCUUAAGCAUGGACUUGGUUAUCAAGUUUAUCCUAAUGGAGACAUCUUUGAAGGGUCUUGGAUCCAAGGAACGCCGGAGGGGCCGGGGAAGUAUACUUGGGCGAAUGGGAAUGUGUAUUUAGGGAAUAUGAAAGGUGGGAAAAUGUCAGGGAAAGGAACUUUGACAUGGAUCAAUGGAGACUCAUUUGAAGGAAGCUGGUUGGAUGGUAUGAUGCAUGGUCUUGGAGUUUAUACUUGGAGUGACGGCGGCUGCUAUGUUGGGACCUGGACGAGAGGUUUGAAAGACGGCAAAGGAACGUUUUAUCCGAAAGGUAGCUGUCUUCCGUCGGCACAAGAGGUUUAUCUGAAUGCCUUGAGGAAAAGAGGACUAUUGCCGGAUUUGAGGAGGCAGAAACAGGCUCAUAUUCAUCAUGCUUCUUCGGUUGAUAUGGGAAAUGUCAAGGUCAGUGGUGAUAAUCAGAGUUCUAGCCUUGUUUCGUCCGAUAAGCUUGCCAAAGGGAGUCUAUUAAACAUUGAACAAUCGCGCAGCAAGAAUAUCUCUCUCGAAAGGCGAUGGAGUCUUGAGGUGUCUAUUGAGAAAGUAAUAGCCCAUGAUUCAACAGAUUCUAUAUUGGAAGGUAGUGAAAAGAUCCCCAUUUUGGAGCGCGAGUAUAUGCAAGGUGUAUUAAUAAGUGAGGUAGUUUUAAAUAACAGCUUUUCGAAUUUGUCUAGAAGGGCAAAACGGCUGCAGAAGAAGCUCGCCAGAGAGAUUAAAAGACCCGGUGAAGCCAUCAUUAAAGGUCACCGGAGCUAUGAUCUGAUGCUUAGUCUGCAGCUUGGAAUAAGGUAUACUGUGGGAAAGAUUACCCCGAUACAGAGGCGAGAAGUUCGAGCAUCGGAUUUCGGUCCUAGAGCAAGUUUUUGGAUGAAUUUUCCUAAAGAAGGUUCUCAGCUAACUCCUCCUCAUCAAUCUGAUGACUUCAAAUGGAAAGAUUAUUGCCCAAUGGUGUUCAGAAACUUGAGAGAGUUGUUCAAGAUUGAUGCUGCUGACUAUAUGAUGUCGAUUUGUGGAAACGAUGCUCUGAGGGAACUAUCAUCUCCGGGGAAAAGUGGUAGUGUCUUUUUCCUGUCUCAGGAUGAUCGUUUCAUGAUCAAGACGCUUCGAAGAUCUGAAGUAAAGGUUCUUCUAAGAAUGCUUCCGGACUAUCAUCAUCACGUGAAGUCAUACGAUAAUACCCUCAUCACGAAAUUCUUCGGUCUGCACCGGAUUAUACCUUCGAGUGGUCAAAAGUUUCGCUUUGUUGUGAUGGGAAAUAUGUUUUGUACAGAGCUAAGGAUCCAUAGGAGAUUCGAUUUAGUCUUUGCUAAAGUAAGGGAAAGAAGUUGCACCUAUGUUCAUUCAUUCAUUCAUUUUUUUUAUCUUCUCAAAAUAUUCUGCAGGCAGAUUGAGAUCGACAGCAAGUUCUUGGAAGCACAGCAUAUAAUGGAUUACAGCCUUCUACUCGGCGUUCAUUAUCGAGCUCCACAGCAUCUCCGUCCUCUCACAUCAUACAACCGUAGCAUAACUGCUGAUGGAUUAGCAAGUCUUGCUGAGGAAGAUCCUCUAGAGGAUGAAGUAUCAAGCUAUCCCCAAAGCCUUGUUUUGGUCCCUAGGGGAUCAGAUGAUAACAGUGUUGUUGUAGGAUCACACAUCAGAGGUAGUCGACUGCGCGCUUCGGCUGCCGGCGAUGAGGAGGUGGAUCUGCUUCUUCCAGGCACAGCAAGACUACAAAUCCAGUUAGGAGUAAACAUGCCAGCAAGGGCAGAGCAAAUUCCAGGAAAGGAAGAGAUGCAAACAUUUCAUGAGGCUUAUGAUGUGGUGCUCUACCUGGGCAUAAUUGACAUUUUACAGGACUACAACAUGUCCAAGAAAAUUGAACAUGCCUACAAAUCGAUUCAGUUCGAUUCGAUUUCAAUCUCGGCCGUUGAUCCCGGAUUCUACUCCCGUCGCUUCUUGGACUUCAUUCAGAAAGUGUUCCCACCAAAUGAAACUCUAGCUGGUUGAUUUUCAACCAAGUCAUUGUUUGUUUAGUCCAAAAAUUUGAACAUUGUCACAUAUUUUGUUUUUGUGCAUUUUGUCUAUAAAUUUUAUAUGGUUGGUGGCCACAUAGGUAUUGUAUUCAUAGAUAGCUUUGUGACUCAAAUCUAAUGCCUUGAAGCUUGAAUCAUGAAAUGGAUAAUAUUGGAUCA
This is a messenger RNA of Arachis duranensis, 2929 nucleotides long. RefSeq names its product phosphatidylinositol 4-phosphate 5-kinase 9. The transcript has 8 exons. The coding region runs from base 303 to 2744 and encodes 813 amino acids. Lineage: Eukaryota; Viridiplantae; Streptophyta; Magnoliopsida; Fabales; Fabaceae. Gene Ontology annotation, molecular function: ATP binding; 1-phosphatidylinositol-4-phosphate 5-kinase activity. The record is from RefSeq and is a predicted model, not a curated record. Gene Ontology annotation, biological process: phosphatidylinositol metabolic process.